Messenger RNA from Drosophila takahashii, 1291 nucleotides. It is a transcript of the gene RYBP, whose product is annotated as ring and YY1 binding protein. Gene Ontology annotation, biological process: positive regulation of DNA-templated transcription. The record is from RefSeq and is a predicted model, not a curated record. Gene Ontology annotation, cellular component: nucleus. NCBI's taxonomy places the organism in Eukaryota, Metazoa, Arthropoda, Insecta, Diptera, Drosophilidae. Gene Ontology annotation, molecular function: transcription coregulator activity; DNA binding.
CUGACCUGGCAGCACUGCUAAAAACACACCAAAAAGACAAUUGCAAUUUUUUCACAACAAAAAGCCACCUAAAUCGCGCAAAUUAAGCAACAAAUGCGUGCCAAAAACGCAGCGAAUCUCCACUGAGGCCACCGUGUGUUCGUGGGCGUGGCAAAGGUGGUCGCACAGCAGCAAAACAUCACAGGCAGCAGCGCAGCAGCAGCAGAAGGGGCGGGCAGAGGCAGCGGCAGAGGGAAAAGUCGGGCAUUUUCAGCUGCUUCUUCUUCUUCGUGGGACUGGACUGGAUUUGGAUUGUUGUUUUCCCAGCACAGCAGCGCCCAGGCGUUUCUCCUCUCCACGUAUAUUAUGGACAAGAAAUCCUCGCCGGUGCGACGACAAAAGCGGCAGGCAAAGGUGAUCGAGGAGAACUUCUGGGACUGCAGCGUCUGCACAUAUAGAAACUCGGCGGAGGCCUUCAAGUGUCGCAUGUGCGACGUGCGGAAAGGAACAUCCACGCGCAAGCCGCGCCUGAACUCAGCGCUAGUCGCCCAGCAGGCCGCCACUUUGCCGGGCGCCAGCGCCAACAUGCCCAACGGAAAGUCCGCCUCCGGGUCGCGGCAUGGCAGCGGGCACGACCGGCAGCGGCAUAAACGCUACCCGGCCCGGUUGAAGAACGUGGACCGAUCGACGGCGCAGACGCGCGAGGUGACGGUCAACUCGGUGACCGUGUUCAUCACAGAGUACAAGGCCAAGCCGGUGAGCAGCCGGCGCGAGUCCAGCGAGCAGAGCUUCAGCGAAAGCAACGACAGCCGGAGUUAGAGGAGGCACUCCAGGCUCCCGCACGCCCAGCUCCCCGAUAUUCUAAGCCACGGUUCCCGGUCCCCUGUUACGAGUUGUAAAUUCUAAGUGUUAGGCCCCUGGCGAUAACAAUUGUAAAUCGAAAUCCGUUUAAGUUACCAAGUAUUAGGCCACAUACAAGCCCCGAAAGCCACGCCCCACAAUUUCAUGACUUCCAGCCCAGGCCAAGUUGGCGAAGCAAGCGAAGCGACGGCGAGUCGAUUGCAUUUACACGACGCUCUCCAAAUCCAAUCUUUAAAUGCGCUAAACCCUGUAAAUAGCGAUGCAAGAGUUCCCUGAAUAUCUCUGUCUCGUAUCGUAAUUUUAGUUGUAAUUUAAUUCUGCUACUCUAAUUCUAAUUCCUAAUUUAUUGAUGAAAAGGCACCUGUGUGUAACCGCCGUGUACAUGUUCAACAAAGAUAUCAUUUGUUUUGUAAGUGUCGAUUAAAAUAUGGUUUAACUAAGUGCAAGCUAA